Molecule: messenger RNA, 300 nt
Organism: Symbiodinium natans
Lineage: Eukaryota; Dinophyceae; Suessiales; Symbiodiniaceae
Source: the annotation of a GenBank genome assembly
AUGCUCUACCUUCUGACCUACUCCAGCUAUCCGCCCUUCUUGACAGAUGCCACUGGCCGGGCCCAGGUCGCUUACCGUCCGCUCCAGGAUGGCAAUAUCCCAUCAAAACAGACGACGCUGGAUAUCCUCAUCACACAGAUGCUGGACCCUGACCCAGGCCACACAAGAUCAGGAGUUCUGCUAGGACCGCUAGGAUGCAGAUUCUCAGCAGCCCGGAUUCCCAAGAAGCGAAGCAGCGUUGGGCUGUUUUGCUUGCAUGCCUUCCCGCAUUGCAGCCAGAAGUUUGCUGGAGCCCCGUAA